AUGAUACCUAACUAUGCGGAUGACACAACCAUUGUUAACUGGGGAACCAAUGAGAAUGAUUUGGCCCAAAAUUGUUCUGAUGUCUUAUUUGGAUUGAAGAACUACUUCCAAAACAAUCACUUAAGCUUAAACAUCAAUAAAACAAGUCUAAUGGUAUUUCAAGUAUACCACAAACAAGAUGAAAUGCAAUGGAGUGUUGUGUCUGAUGAUUGUUCAGAAAUAAAAUUGAAAGAUAAAACUUCCUUCCUUGGCAUAAUGUUAGAUCAGCAUCUCUCUUGGGAGCAUCAUAUCGAUUUCUUAUGCCAUAAACUUAGCAAAUCAAUUUAUGCAAUGUGGACAAUGUCACAAUUUCUUAAAUAUGAGCAAAUGAGUAUAAUCUACUAUGCUUUAGUGUAUCCAUACCUCACAUAUGAAAUUGAAGUAUGGGAAUUUGCUGCUGCCAAGCAUGUAAACACGGUAUUCACCCUUCAAAAAAAGGCAGUUAGGAUCAUGUGUAAGCUUAGAUAUAAGGGGUCUUGCAAGGCAAUUUUUAAAAUUAAGAAACUACUAACACUCCCAUCACUAUAUAUUUAUAAAACUGUUCAGGUGAUGCUAAAAUACAAGCAGUACAAUCAUCUAAAUAGAGAAGUGCACAUGUACAAUACUAGGAGGGACGAUGAUUAUCACCUGGAAAGAAAUAAUUCAAAAAGUGCAGACAAGAGUCCCUAUUACAUGGAGAUCAAAUUUUAUAACAAAUUGCCAAAAAAAUUAAAAAGCUUAAGUGGAAGCUGCUUUGAAGGAGUUCCUCAGCAAUAA
This is a messenger RNA of Schistocerca piceifrons (Central American locust), 795 nucleotides long. RefSeq lists its product as uncharacterized. The transcript has a single exon. Lineage: Eukaryota; Metazoa; Arthropoda; Insecta; Orthoptera; Acrididae. The coding region runs from base 1 to 795 and encodes 264 amino acids. The record is from RefSeq and is a predicted model, not a curated record.